Molecule: messenger RNA, 1979 nt
Organism: Phascolarctos cinereus (koala)
Lineage: Eukaryota; Metazoa; Chordata; Mammalia; Diprotodontia; Phascolarctidae
Gene: B3GALT4
Product: beta-1,3-galactosyltransferase 4
Biological process (GO): protein O-linked glycosylation
Cellular component (GO): Golgi membrane
Molecular function (GO): hexosyltransferase activity
Source: RefSeq, a predicted model, not a curated record
UUAAGAGGAGGGAGGGAAGCUAGAAGGAGGGGCUAGGGUGAUGACGAGGAAACGAGGCGGGUGCACAUCACUGAUAACCAGCGCAACCAUGGAGGCAGGAUUUAGGGCAUCUGGGUGCUGCAGACAAGGUCACUGCCAAAUCUGAAUCUGUGCCCCCCACCAUGUCCUCCUGCCUCUUUCAUCCACGCUGCAUGCUUCUGGCAGCGUUGGCUUUCUUGUGUGUCUGGGCCAUCUUUGGCCCGUCUGAGCUAAGGGAGUUCUCCUUCACACCCCCAAAGCCAGCCCCAGCUGCACCUGGGCACCCGCUCUCCUUGCCCCACCUUCUGGUCCCUAAUGUAGGGGUUUGCAAAGGUUCCGGUUCCCAAGUUUUCCUUCUGAUCCUAGUGAGCACUGCCCCUGAGCAUCAGGAGCAGAGAGAUGCUAUUCGAGCCUCCUGGGGAGGUCUACAGGAGAUCCAAGGUCACUUGGUCCGGACACUCUUUAUACUGGGGGAACCUGAUAAUAGUCAUGGGGGAAACAUUAAAGAAGUACUGAAAUGGGAAGCCCAGAUCGAGGGGGAUAUCGUGCAGGCUGCUUUCACAGACUCAUAUCGAAACCUUACCCUGAAAACCUUAAGUGGACUGGCGUGGGCAGCCAGGUACUGCCCCAACGUCCAUUAUGUCCUCAAAACCGACGAUGAUGUCUACAUCAAUGUCCCUGGGCUCGUGGCUGAACUUGACCAGCGAGGAAAGGCCCUGAAACAGCAUUUACAAGAGAGAGAUCCUAACAGAGGAAUUGUUCAAGCGGACAGGAAGGCUAAAACUGGAGAGAAAGAAUCAGAGGGUGCCCAUAGCCUGUACCCUCCUGUACCCCACCUGUACCUCGGUCAUAUCCAUUGGAGUGUUUACCCUUCCCGCUUGAAGGGGAGCCGGCAUCAGGUGUCAGAGGUGCAGUGGCCUUCUUCCCGGGGUCCUUUUCCCCCUUAUGGUUCAGGCACCGGCUAUGUGUUGUCAGCCCCAGUACUGCGGCUGAUUCUGAGGGCAGCUGGCGGUGUACCUCUAAUACCAGUAGAGGACGUUUUUGUUGGAGUGAUUGCCAAGAGGGUGGGGGUUGCCCCCACCCACAGCUCACGGAUAGCGGGUGCUGCUCGCUACCCCAUUGACCGAUGCUGCCUUGGGAGGAUAUUGCUAAGUUCUCACCACAUGGAGCCCUGGGAGAUGAAGAGUGCCUGGGAGCUUGUGAGGGGUUCCUCAGGGAAUGGGGACAUGCCACUCUGUUCCUGGCUUCAGGAAGCUCUGGGAAUAGUGAGAUGCUGGAUCCUGAGUUGGUGGUAUUUUUGAUGACACCUGAGUCCUCAGGAGAGGAGCUGGGGCUGGAGAUGCGUCAAAAGGAGGGAAUUAGAAGGGGCUGGGGCCACAGUGGAGUUUGGAUACUAGGGAUGCAGUUGCCCUAGGAUUUUUAUCCCUCCUCCCCAACAAUCCCAGCUUGUCACCAAGCAGUGACGUCUGCCCCAAGCCCAUGGACUCAGUGGCCUGAUCUGUAGUCCCAUUCCACAUUCUUAAGAGCUGGGAAGUAUCCAAAGAGGACUCAGAUCAAAGAUAGCUGGAUGUGGGGGAGGCUAGAUGGGCCCUGAUCAACAGGGGAGAAAAGAAAAGCCUUCCUCCCCAUCCUGGGAUGGUCAAAGGGGACAGAGUUGAGACUGUCCCCAAAGAGGUGAGAGCUAUUUCUCAGUAAAACUUCCUUGUUUGCCCCAACUUCGUGUACUGUCUUAUAUGAGACCACAGUACACUAAUGAAACGUGAUCUUAGGGUCCAUUGAGUGGUGUCCAGGUCUAGGGAGAUUAUAGUCCAGCUGUAACAGUUCAGUUGUGCUCCGUUCUGGGAACCACAUCAGCUGGGAAGAAAGUGAGCCUGCCCAAGGGGAAGGGGAAGCUAGCUAGUGGAUAGAGCACCGGCCCUGAGGUCAGGAGGACCCGAGUUCAAAUUCGGCCUCAGACCAAA